GCCUUUUUUUAGUAUUUAACGUAGUCAAGGAAAAGAAAUUAUACAUUACUUGGAAUCACUUCCUUCGAUCAUAGAAUGAGCUCACUUUUUACAAAGCACUUUCUACAGCCCAUCCGGCAAAACCCCACAUUGGGGUCUGUGCUGAGCACCGGUGCCGCGUUCGGCUUCAUAUACUGGUGGUACAGUACGUCGAUUCGCAGUACGCUGCUCCAAACCCAGAAUAAUUGCCAUAAAAUCGCAGAGAAGACUUUUAAGGAGUGCCGUGAGAUGGUCAAAAAUGUGGAAACGAACUGGGGUGUCGACAUUCGCUCGCGUGAUGCGCACGUUCGUCGGUUGGAAAUUCAGAACGUUGAGCAGACUCGCAGUGUAGCGCGUCUGGAGAUCGCUAUGAAGACCUGCUUGGCUCAUGAUCACCAUCGGGAGACCGGUGAAUCCUAAUUGAAAAUGGAUCAUAGUAUCAUACUAAACAAACAAAAAGGCAUCGGUUAUGGCGAUGCAGAAAUGUGAAUGAAAAAUGACAAUAAAGUAUACAGCUUGAAAUAAAGAGCAGAUGUGAUACCCUUUAGUGCUUUUGAUUAAAAGGGUAAGGUGAAAUUUAUUUAUGCUGAUCCUUAGGAAACAAGAUCUUAAUGGAUAUUU
Phytomonas sp. Hart1 is the source of this 639-nucleotide messenger RNA. The record is from the annotation of a GenBank genome assembly. Lineage: Eukaryota; Euglenozoa; Kinetoplastea; Trypanosomatida; Trypanosomatidae.